AUGGCUCAGGCUGGAGUGGUUCUGGAUAAGGACCAGUUCAACUGCUCGAUAUGUCUGGAUGUGCUGCGGGACCCCGUGACCAUCCCCUGCGGACACAGCUACUGCUCGGAGUGUAUAGAGAACUACUGGGACCAGGACGACUAUCUGGGGGUUUUCGUCUGUCCGCAGUGCAGGCAGAACUUCAACCCUAGGCCGCUGCUCGCCAGGAACACCAUGCUGGCAGAUGUGGUUGAAAAAUUCAAAAAGACCGGACUACAAGAGGCCUCCACCCCCGGGAACCAAAGCUUUGCCGAGGCGGGCGACGUGGAGUGCGACGUGUGCACCGGGAGGAAAAACAAAGCGGUCAAGUCCUGUCUGGUGUGUCUGGCCUCCUACUGCGACAUCCACGUUCAGCCCCACUACGAGUCUGCUGCUUUCAAGAAGCACAAGCUGGUUUCUGCCUCCAAAAAACUCCAGGACACGAUCUGUGGUCAACACGACAAGUUACUGGAGGUUUACUGCCGGACGGACAAACAGUGUAUCUGUUAUCUGUGUCUGACCGACGGGCACAUGGGACACGAUACAGUUCUGGCUGAGACCGAGAUACAGCAGAGACAGGUGAUCAGAUCGAUACUCAUGAUCAAACACGGUAUUUACUCAAGGAUAAACCUCAUGAAGGAAGGACACUUUAUACUUUUAUGUUAGUCAUUCUUUAUAGUGUUGCACGAUACAGGGUUUAAAUGGCAGAUCUCACUCUGAUCAUUGAUAUGUUUCACUUUCAUUUUCAUACUUUAUUUCAUUUAGUUAAUAUUUAAAACAUUCAAUACAAACAUAUCGAGUCUGCCCCUCUUUCAUAAUCUAUUAAUCAACUAAACACAUAAUCAAUAUAAACAAGAGCUGCAGGCCAACAUGCCUUUUUACACUUCAUUAUUUCUUAUCUUCAAAAAUAAACCAACAAAACAAACAGAAAAGACCACGUUAAUUCACAGUUUUUCCACAAAACAAACAUACCAAGACUUAGAUUGACAUAUUUCCCUGUAUUUACUCAACAUACUGGCUUUGACACUUUUUUUUUUAAGAUAAAAUUUAAUUUAGUUUCUUUGUUCAGAUUGUUCGAAUCCUUUUAAAUUAUAACAACUUUCUCUUUUUUUCAAAUGGGCUCUGGAUGUUGACUGGUAAAACUUUCCUAUUAGCUUUAUACAUAAUCUGCAACAGACUGAAAUCUACUUACUCGUUGAAUUUCAACAAGAGCAAUCUAACGAAUAAUGGCUUUGAAGGAUCUCUGUAUUGACUUCUACUAAUAAUUCAUAUUGCUCUUUUUUGUCAAAAUUGGCUGGAUGGAAGUUUUCAACGCAGUAACUAUUGAAACCAAACGGGUAUUUAUCCCGUUUGAUCUCAUCUUUCCUAUCCUGUUCCAAAAUGUCAAAACUGGUUGUUUUCCAGUCUCUCUGCUGAAAAAAGAAAACCAUAAUUUGAAUACGACAGGGUUUAUUUCGCUUUGAAGUUUAUUUUUGGGCUUAUAUGCUGAACUGAAACUGUGGACUGAGUCAAACCUGGGCUGCCCGGGCUUCUUGUGAUUUAACUCAUGAGCCAAACUUGCACCUUUUUGCCUUAAAUCAGUGGUUCUCAUCCUGUCUCUCUCUUGGACCCAGAUUUUCCCAUUGUCCUGAAGUCGUGACCCACUUUUAUAAAAUUCAAACCAAGCAAAUUUAUUUUUUAUAUUAAAAAAAAUCCUUAAAAGACUCUAAUCUUUCACAUAAAUACACCUAUUUUAUUGAGUAAAGUGCAGACCACAUGAACUGAGGACGACAACUACUAAAGUUGCAUAUACAGAAAAUAUCAAAUUUCAAAUUGCACGAAAUAAAGAUAAAAAAAAUAUAUGUAUUUUUACUGCAUUCAGGCCACAUUAAUAAGAAACCGAGGAGGACCACGACAUAACACUUUCAAAAUAAGCUAUUUUUCAAAAUAAAAGACAUGUCAAACAUCAGAUGCGCAUUAGAUAUUUACUUUUUUGACCAGCUGUUCACGACCCAUCCAGAAUGUGUCCAUGACCCACUUUUGGGUCAGGACCCACCAGUUGAGAACCACUGCUUUAAGUAAUAUACCACAACGCAAAGGUAAUACAUUGAGCCAUCAAAAAACUAAUGCUCAUAUUUAGGCGUUUUAAAAAUCAGUGCAGACACUUGCUACUUAAAAUAUACUUCCAUUUCUAUCAGAUCCUCGUGAUGUUGAAGUAGCAUCAGUUUACAUUUUCAUUAUCUACCUCAGAAAGAGCUGUGUGACAAGAAGCAGAGCUCUCAGAUGAAAAUACAUCAAAGGGAAAAGGAGGCCCAAGAACUGAGACAAGCUAUUUUCUCCCUCACUGUAAGUACGAACACGAACUUUGGUCUGAUUUGUAAAUAAAGUGGUACCACAGUUCCCUGUUCUUACACCCAUAACAACCCAUGUGCCAUAUUGCUCUGUCUCAUUAUCAGCGCUCUGCUCGAGCAGCAGCCGAGGAGAGCGACGCCGUCUUCACCGAGCUGAUCCGUUCCAUCGAGCUAAAGCGCUUCGAAGUGAGAGAGCUGAUCAAAGCCCAGGAGAAGACGGCUGUCAGUCAGGCCGAGCAGCUGCUGGAGAAGAUCCAGAGGGAGAUCGCUGAGCUGAAGAAGACUGAGGCUGAACUGGACAAACUUUCCCUCGCUGAAGACCAUAUCCAUUUCUUACAGGUAAAACCAGCUCAAACAGAUUUCAUCUUUACUGUAUUGUACAGUAGCAGCCUAACUCUUGAUUUCUUUGUGUUUCUACAGAGUUGCCAGUCUAUCCAUGUACCUGUACUGUCUGUGCUGCCCUCAGUCAGUGUUGAACCCUGCCUCACCUUUGGCCCAGUGAUGACAGCGGUGUCAGACUUUAAAGGGCUGCUGCAGGAGGUCUGCCAGGGAGGAUUUGUCAGCAUCUAUGAGAGAGGUACACGGAUUUUUAAUAUUAUAUCAAGUGUUUUUAUCUGAUACAAACUUCGCUGUGAAUGUGUGAUAAUCAUAUCAUGAUGGGGUUUGAUAUUUCUUUUAUUCGUAGUGAGAGAUGUGAUCAUAGUAGGACCCUCAAACCCUUCAGUCCAGCUCGAUGGAAGGCAGCCCAGUGAAGGUGCAUCAGCUGUGGACAUGGAAGCAACACAAGGUGAGAGUGUGAUCAAUAAGUGCUCUUCUUUUUGGGAUAAUCACAAAAAUGAAGCGAAGAGUUUUUGACUCAUCCGUUCAGCCGAGUCGAUAGAGGUUUUAUUUAUUUAUUAUUAUAUUAUAUAUUUUUUAAUUUGUUUUAUAUUUGUUUUUUAUCUACCUAGGUAUUUUAUAUUUGUUUUUAUUUAUGGUGUAUUUGUACCUCAAUUUUACUUUGCUGUAUUUUAAUCUUGUAUUCUGUGUUUUGAUCAUAUUGUUUACUGUCUGUUUUAUGUAUUUCGCUGUGUCUUGUUGACCUGUACAGCACUUUGGUCAGCUUUGGUUGUUUUUAAAGUGCUCUAUAAAUAAAGUUUGAGUUGAGUUGAUAAGUCUUCAAGUGAUGGUUGAAAUUUUUGUGUUCUGCUCAGUUUUUGAGAGUCUUUCUACAGCAGAACAAUUACACGUUUUAGCAAAACUGUCUUAAAAAGAACAAAAAAAGAAAUAUCCUGAUAUUACUUAUUGUCUCCUACUUCAAAUUCUUUCAAAUAUAUUCGUUUAGUAUUAGAUUUGAAAUGUUAAAUCCAUCCCUUCAUGUAUUCAUCUGUAUCCUGCAGACCCGCUCAGUGUUGACCUUGUUUAAUGAUAUUAUUAGGAAUAGCUUUUGGUAUUUACAGCAGAAAAGUACUAAAAACAGUGUUAUGAAUAUCACUACAUGAUGCCUUUGCUUGUAUUUCCCAUCAGACCACAUUCCCACGCUACACAAACACCUUAGUCAACCUGUUUGUUUAUUGUCCAGUCUGCUGAUCGUGCACAAGAGGAGAUGUGACUCUGCUGCAGACUCUUACAGAGACUCUGCAGUGAUAACGUUUGUUUUUCUUUGACGUUUCAGUGAUCCCAACAGCUGGUCUAGACCAAAGCCCUGUGAACCCGCUCAACCCUUUCCUCAAUCCAGGACUGCCUGUGCCUGUGCCUGUGCCUGUGCCUGCGCCCACAUUCUCCUUUUCACCAUUUGGUAAAUACAACCAAUAGCAACAUUCUUGUAUUUCAGCCCCAAACAGCCUGCAGAACAUUAAUUAUUGCAAGGAAAGAUUUAAAGUUCUGCCCAAUAAAUCUGGCAAAUAAUAAUACAUUUUGGUUUCUGGACUCACAGGAGAAAUCUUAAUUGAAAGACUGUGGUCGCAAAUCCACAACAAACAAGAUCAACUUGUUCCCCACAGUUAUAAUUUAUUCAGGAGGAGGACUGGACUCUUAAAUAUUGUUGACAAGCACUGAGUCUUAAUGUCGUUUAAGUAAGAUAACUAUUUGUCUCACAAGUUUAUUGCUGCAAAACAAAGUUUGUAUUUUGCGUCUAACUUUUAAGAUAAAUUUCACGUGCAGAAAUUGAGGAGUGAUGAGAUAACAUCAGGAAUCUGAGGUGGUGUGCUGAAGUUUGCAGAAAGCACCAGUGCAUGACAGCAGUGGUUUUGGCAAACAGAGACAGAAACCAGAAAUUUCACAGCGUAAAUAGAUCACCAAAUUAAGAGGAUUUGUUCAUCAGCUGAUCGAGAGAAUGACAUGUCAGUGUAAAUAAGUGCAUUUUGAGUUGUUAGCCUGAACUAACUCACUCCUUUAAAUAAUUACUUCAAUAGUUUAUAACUUUCAGUUGCCAAUUAGUGUUUUCUAGUGAAUAUUGCCCCAUUUCUUCACUAAUAUCGUCUCUUCUUAUUCCAGUAAUAUGCCAGUCUUAAGGUCCUUUCACACCGGGACGAUUAUUUUGGAUGUCUAUAUUUUUUUUCGAACCCGUAUCCUGUCAAUACAAGCGUUCACAUCAGCGACGUUUUCCCGUUCCUGCGAUAUUGCGGCAUUCAUUUUUUCGGAUCAUGGUCGAUUUUUCUAAAGUUUCGCAUAAUGUGUGUCCACUUCUGACCAAUCAGAUUUCGUGUUGUUGCGACAUCUGAUUCACCGGUAUAUCCAACAUGGCCAACCGGCUGAUUGUUUACGUGUUGGAGAACAGAGUGAUUUUUGAUAAAAGGCACAAACAUUAUAAAGAUAAUGACCUGAAGGACAACUUGUGGUUUGUGUGCUUUAACGCCUUUGUUUUAACUUUCACCUGUGCUAACGUAAGCUAACGGUUGUUAGUUUAAUGUGCUUAUCUGGUACUGGCCCCAACUCAGUACAUGCUAUCAUGACAGACAGCCAUCUCAACACUAGAGUCUAGUGUCUAGUCCUCUGCCUCUUCAAACUUGGAGCUAAUUGUUUGAGUGCUUUUUGAUAAAAGGCACAAUGGUUUGUGUGCUUUAACAGUUUGCUAAACGUCUUGUUUUAACUUCUGUGCUAACGUAACCAUAGUUUCAUGUGCUUAUCUUAUCCCCUCUAAUUGGCUGUAAGUGCUGACCGUUUGGCUUGAGCGUGUGAUGACGUUUCCAGCUUUUCUAGCCAAUCAGAGGCGAAGGAGGCGGGACUUUCCCCAGGAAAAGUCUUCCCCGGGAUCCGCGUUUUUCGGAAAGUCGCGAAAUCGCAUCGACUUGAUGCGUAUAGUCAGGCGCGUCAAAAUUCGCCUCCGAAUAUUUUGUAAUUUUGUGUUCUAUAUUCGUGUCGGCUCCGGUGUGUGAGGACCUUUACACUUAUCUCCACUUUCUAUCCAAUCAGCUUUAUUUAAACGACAUACGUUAACAACAACAAAGUUUCUAAAAAGGCCAUUCAGUGAAUUAAAAUUGUAAAGCUGACAAACUUUCCAACAGAGGCAGACUAAACGAACCACUUUCUGAGGCACAAAUAUCAUCUGUGUCCUUGUAUCAUUUAUUUAACACAAACUUUCAAAGGAGCAACAAAACCUCUCUGAAGUGAUUUUCUUUUGACUCCAUCUUAACCUUUUUUCGCAGCCUCAGAGCGCAGUGCAUUCAUCGUUUCUCUUCUUUCUGUUCAGGCUCCAAGUUCUCCUCAGGAUCCAGACAGAGGCAUCUGCAGCGACGUGCUCACCCCAGGAGGAAGUAG
This is a messenger RNA of Xyrichtys novacula (pearly razorfish), 6086 nucleotides long. The record is from the annotation of a GenBank genome assembly. Lineage: Eukaryota; Metazoa; Chordata; Actinopteri; Labriformes; Labridae.